This is a messenger RNA of Branchiostoma floridae (Florida lancelet), 1269 nucleotides long. Its product is annotated as dehydrogenase/reductase SDR family member 9-like. The record is from RefSeq and is a predicted model, not a curated record. Bases 148 to 1068 code for a protein of 306 amino acids. The transcript has 6 exons. Gene Ontology annotation, molecular function: oxidoreductase activity. Lineage: Eukaryota; Metazoa; Chordata; Leptocardii; Amphioxiformes; Branchiostomatidae.
AUAACAGGUGACAAGGAAAGGAAUUUCGCCUGUAGAUAGGUCAAAGUUCAGCCCUAUUCAGGUGAAAAUUCCCCGCUGACGCGCUGAAGAGAAAACACCUUAGCGUCACAGUGUAAAGAUUUGUAUACUCAAACUGCAAUAGGUAAAAUGUUGGGGACCGUUCUCCCAGUUCUACUGGCCAUUCUGGCCUACAGACUGUACAAGUGGGCUCGAGGCCUUCCCCGUAUCUCCAGUACUGCUGACAAGUAUGUCCUCGUCACGGGGUGUGAUACGGGCUUUGGCAAGCUGCACGCACAACGACUGGAUAAGCUGGGGUUCCAUGUGUUCGCAGCCUGCCUGACAGAAAAGGGACAGCAGGACCUGAAGCAGCUGUGUUCUGACCGUGUGGUUACCAUGGCGAUGGACGUCACCAGUCACGACAGCAUCCUGAAGGCACGUGACGUCGUCAGGACCCAUGUGGGGGAGAACGGAGAACUGUGGGGUCUGGUGAACAAUGCCGGAGUGUUGGGCGCAGUCGGCCACAUUGAAUGGCAGACCAGAGAGGAUUUCAUCAACACCUUCAACGUCAACCUGUUCGGCAUGGUGGACGUGACGCGUACCUUUCUACCUCUGCUGAAGAGAGCCAGGGGAAGAGUUGUUAACGCCUCCAGCGUCUAUGGCCGAACCGACCCUGGGUCUGGAGCGUACGGGACGUCCAAGUUUGCCGUGGAGGGGUACUCGGAUUGCCUCAGGAGAAUGCUGGGCCCGUUAGGCGUGUCCGUGCACAUUCUGGAGCCCGGCACGUUCCUGACGGGGUUCCAGGCGCCUGAGGUGAUCGAUCGUCUGAUGCACAAGUCCUGGGACAAUCUGGAGCCGGACGUCAGGAGCUGGUACGGGGAGGACUUCUUUGAAGACGCCGUCAGAGUGUUCAAAGAGGUGGCCUCUUUAGGUUCCACCAACUACAACCACGUGGUAGACGCCGUAGCCCACUGCCUCCCACUGCCUGACAGCCGUUCAUCCCCAGAGCCGGUACGUGUGCGGCUGGGAUGCCCGGUUAGUGAUGGCUCCCCUGUCCUGGCUACCGACUGAUGUUGGAGACUGGGUCCUCAGGAUACUGGCUGGUCAACCGAAAGUCCUGCCCAAAGGCCUGAGAAGGGCCUGACUAUUGGUCACUUCAAAUUUGAAAAACACAGUGUUAAUUUAAUAAAAGUACAUUUCCAAACCGUGGCUCGGUAGGCUGUUUGUGGGAAGGAAAAAUAAGGUGUAUAUCAUGAAAUAUACACAACGGUA